This is a messenger RNA of Aspergillus fischeri NRRL 181, 4356 nucleotides long. RefSeq names its product glycoside hydrolase family 55 protein. The record is from RefSeq and is a predicted model, not a curated record. Lineage: Eukaryota; Fungi; Ascomycota; Eurotiomycetes; Eurotiales; Aspergillaceae. Bases 1 to 4356 code for a protein of 1451 amino acids. Gene Ontology annotation, molecular function: polygalacturonase activity. The transcript has 6 exons.
AUGCUAGUCAAGAGUCUCGGGCUGUUGUGGUUAGGCGUUGCCUAUGCCCACGGUCACUCCCACGAGGGCCAUAAGAGCGGCCAUUUCCACCAUCCACCUGUCCGGCGGGACGUGGCUCAGCCCUACAUUGGCACAAGACUGCCGGGCCAAAUUGAUGUGCUCGCUGCGCCGGUGUUGGUGGGAGAUACGCCUCCAUUGCCGCCGGGAUCUCCUCAGCCGGCCCCAAGCUACAUGAAAGAUAAUGUCAACAAUUUCUUCGGUAGCGCUCCAGACCAUGGCUCCAUGACGGGCCCUGUGCUUGGACCGGUGAAUUCAACGCUGAAUGCCGAGAGGUACAGCAUGGUUCUUGCUGCAAAGGUUAGUGGUGACGACUACUGGCUGUCAAGUCUAGGGAGCGUGGGAUCGAUGCCUUUCGCCCCCGCCGGGUACCUGUUCUUUCGGAACGUGAAGGACUUUGGCGCCGUCGGUGACGGGGUCACGGACGACACAGCGGCCAUCAACCGGGCCGUGGCAGCGUUCAGCGCGUCGGACCAUUCGACCCUGCGCUGUGGGGAGAAGUGCGGUUCGACGUCCUCGCUAGGUGCCGUAGUAUACUUCCCUGCUGGGACAUAUCUCAUCAGCACGCCGAUCGUCCAGUACUACUACACGCAAUUCGUGGGCAAUCCCACCCUCAAGCCUGUCAUCAAGGGUGCGGAGAACUUCACCGGCAUUGCCCUUGUCGAUACGGACUUUUACAUCCCCGGCGGCAAUGGAGCCGAAUGGUACAUCAACCAGAGUAAUUUCUACCGCCAAAUCCGCAAUUUCGUCUUUGAUAUGACUGGAAUGAACUGGACAAACACCGACAACGAUCAAACGUAUGUGCCUGCGGGCGUCCAUUGGCAGGUCGGCCAGGCCACGUCCAUCACCAACUGCGAUUUCCGAAUGGCCGUCUCCACGGCAGACCAUUCCGCAACAGCCGUGGGGAUCUACAUGGAGAACGGCAGUGGUGGAAUGGUGUCUGAUUUGACCUUUACUGGCGGGAAUAUUGGUUUCCUCGCGGGCAGUCAGCAGUUUACCGCCAUCAAUCUCCAAUUCACUUCCUGUCUGACCGCCAUCAAAUCCAUCUGGAACUGGGGCUUCACCUGGAAGAACAUUUAUGUGCUGUCAUGUUAUAUUGCCAUUGACGCUACCGAGUAUUCCGGGGUGGGCAACCAGGGAACGGGCUCCAUCGCGGUGGUAGAUUCCCACUUCAACGGCGUCCCGUAUGCCAUCACCAUUGCCCAUACGGCAGAUGAGCAGCCGAACAUCGUCCUCGACAAUUUGCUCGUCGAGAACUCGGCAUCCGUGGUCCUCAUCUCCGGCGGAGAGACUAUCCUGCCUGGCUCGACCGGCGCGCUCUACUUCAAUUCCUGGGUCAGUGGGUAUCGUUUCCUGCCCGAUGGUUCCGCAGGUAAAUCAAACGGGUUUGUUAAUCCCGCCCCGAACAAACCAUCUCUGCUGCUGGACGAUUCGGGCGCCUUUUUCCGCAAGCCGAAGCCGCAGUAUGUGGGCGAGACUCCCGUCGUGGCCACCGAUCAUGGGAUUUCAAACGACGGCACGGGAGACCAGGCCAUGGCCAUUAAUGAACUCUUGUCAAGCUAUCUGGGUUCAGUCAUUUUCUUCCCCGCUGGUGUAUACCUGGUUGAAAGUACCGUGCAUAUUCCCGUCGGAAGCAAGAUCAUUGGCUCCGGUUGGAGUCAGAUCAUGGGGACUGGGUCUGCGUUCGAGGACGAGGGUAAUCCCACCGUUGUGGUCCGGGUGGGCCAGAAGGGAGACCAGGGCGUGGUGGAGAUUACCGAUAUGCUGUUCACUGUCAAGGGAGCCACGGCCGGUGCAGUGCUGAUGGAAUGGAAUGUCCACGAGAGUACCCAAGGUAGCGCCGCCAUGUGGGACAGUCACUUCCGGGUUGGUGGCACCAACGGCAGCAAUCUGGGACUUGCCGAUUGUCCCAUUGGAGGGGACGCGGUGAACAAAAAGUGCAUGGGUGCCUCGAUAUUGAUGCACAUCACUAGCGAUGCGUCGGGCUACUUUGAGAAUGUCUGGGCCUGGGUGGCUGACCACGACAUUGACAGUCCUCUGAAUGCGCUCGCCACCGAAAGUCCUGCUGGCGUGCCGCUGAAUGUCCAGACCGAUAUCUCAGUUUACGUUGGACGAGGCAUGCUUAUCGAGUCUCAGGGGCCUACCUGGCUCUACGGCACAGCCAGCGAGCAUGCGCAAAUGUACCAGUACCAGCUUCUGAAUGCGGCAAAUAUCUACAUGGGUCAUAUGCAGACAGAGACGCCGUACUACCAGCCCAAGCCCAAUGCCCUCUCGCCCUACACGCCGGGCAACUUUCCCUCGGAUCCAACUUACAUGGACUGCUCGGAUGACCUCUGUCGGGGCGCGUGGGCGCUCCGAGUCCUCAACUCAACCGACGUCUUCAUCUACUCGGCGGGAUUCUAUUCCUUCUUUCAGGCCUACGACGAGAGCUGCGUAUUCGACGAGCACUGCCAGCAGUCUCUCAUCCAGACUAACUAUGCGAACCGCCUGUGGAUGUACAAUAUCUUCACCAAGGGUAAUGUGGAGAUUGUGUCGCCCGAGGGUGGCCUACCCGCAUUACUCUUCAACGACACAACGCGAAAUGGUUUCACCAGCGAGAUUGCGGCGUGGCUGUCCCUGUCAACCGGUGGUGAAGACAUUGGAUCUGUUGGCGAUGGCUCUGGAGCGGUUUAUAUUGAUCCUAGCGUCUGGAGUGAACCAGACGAUGGCAGGAACAUCUCCUGCUACCCGCCGUGCACCUAUGUAUUGCCUCCCAUAACGCUACCAACUCCAACAACCUUUGUGUAUCCGACUCUGGUGACGGAAAUUGGGGUCGGAUAUGAAGUGCCUACAUCCUACGUUCACUUGGGGAAUACUAUCACCACUACCACAUACCUCAUGAGCACGACGACGACCACCCUCACGAUUCCGGAUGUCGUGACCCCUGUGGUUUCGUUCUGGGACGUCACUAUUGAACCCAACGUGACGUCUUUGGUCAUCUUACCGACUCCGAGCAUCAUUCAGGGUGCCUUCAACAUUACCUGGCCGCCUCUUGUGCGUAACUCGACUACCUACCCCGGCACAGUGGUGCCUUUCUAUCCGCCCCCGUGGACACCGGACCCACCGAGCUCGACUCCCACCGGGGAUUCGACAUUAACGUCAACAUCAACUACCAGCGACAGCUCCGGGACGAAAACCACGACUGGCGGAGGGACAAAGACAACCAGUAGCCAUGACCACGAUUACCCUCAUGUGACGCAUCACCGAGGCCCACCCAAGCCGAAAUGCACAGACCGCAAGAUCUGUGGCGGCGAAUGUCAUAAGGGACUUGGUGGACUCCUUAACAGAGCCUUCCACGUGUGUAAACCCUGCUGGACGGGCUGUGGAGGGUUGGACUCUCCCAAUGACUUCCCCAAUGACCCGAACGAUACACCGGAUGACGAUGACCCCAAUGAUGAUCCAUCAAGCUCGUCAUCUGAAUGCUCAACUACGACAUACAGCUCAUGCAGCACGGCAUGUAUCACUGCAUCCUCCACCAGUUCAUGCUCGUCAACGUGCAGAGACAUCGUGGGCUGCGACACAACCGGCACGUUAAUGGUCGGCACCUACACGCUGCCACCCAUCCUGGCGGGGACAGCGGAGACCUGGUCCGAUGCGGAUUACACGGCCAGCGACUUAGCCGAGGACUGGGCUGCGGCCUCCUCAAUCUACAGGUCUGAGCACUCCUCAGGACCCAUCACUAGUGGACCCAGUCCAACAUCUGGCGGCGGUGGCACCGGCACCGGCACUGUCACCACAAUUACAAAGGUAGUCAUCGAGACCGAGAGACUAACCACCACAUACCCCGCGAGCCUGGGCGUGGUAGGCAUGGCAGCCGCCUGGAGGAUGGGAUACCGCAACUUUGUAGUCAGCGACUACGACCUCGACUUCUACAGCAUCUCCGAGACGAAGAAUAUCUGCCAAGUGAAAUUCUCGACGGAGUAUGGGGCCGCUAGGCCGCGGCCGAAGACAUGGUCUGAUAUCCCGCAGAGUGUCACCUUCUUCUCGGACCUUGAUGUGCUAUCGACGAAGUAUACGAACUGUAUAUAUACGAACGCGGCGGCGCCGAGCCCGGGGGAUGGUGGGACGGUCUCGUGUGAUGGUUUGACGCUGCCAUGUUAUGUCCACACGGGGCCGCCCAUGGGGUGUAAUCCGGAUAUGUUCUUUGGGUGGCUGACGAGUGUUAAGCCGCUGGUUAAUUGUCCGGUGGCGACGAUGACGAGCUCGGUGUAUACCACGACCACUGCCGUGACGGAGACUCUGAUGACGACCAUACCAUAG